Messenger RNA from Tremella mesenterica DSM 1558, 288 nucleotides. RefSeq lists its product as uncharacterized. The transcript is spliced from 2 exons. The annotation marks the transcript as partial. NCBI's taxonomy places the organism in Eukaryota, Fungi, Basidiomycota, Tremellomycetes, Tremellales, Tremellaceae. Gene Ontology annotation, molecular function: DNA binding. The record is from RefSeq and is a predicted model, not a curated record. Gene Ontology annotation, biological process: DNA transposition; DNA integration.
ACAUACAACCUUAGUGAACCCACCAUCCGCCGCAUUACGGCCAGACAUGGUCUCCACCGCCGAGUCAUGCGCCGUACCCCUUUCUUACGCCCACAAGCAAUUGAAAAGCGGAUCAAUUGGGCAAAGGAUAAUGUAGGACAGGAUUGGAGCCGAGUUAUCUUCACAGAUGAGAUGUCUUUGGCGUUUGAUUUGAAACAUCUUCAACCAACAUUUCGAUCUGGGAGGAAGUAUAUCAUGGUAUGGGGUGCUAUGGCACAUAAUCAUAAAUUCCCUCUCAUUCUUCUUCCU